AAGGCUUUGUUUGAUCGAAAUGGAGGCAGGUAUCAAGUGAGUGGUUUGUUGAUUUAGAGAAGAUGGAGGCUAAAUCGUUGUGGGUAUUACUCACUACACUUCUGUUCAUCAUACAAGGGUGGCGACAGAUUGAGGGGUGCUUGGAGCAGGAGAGAAUUGCUCUCUUCCAACUCAAAUCUUUUUUCAAUGACAGUAACUGGGUAGAUGUGAAAGGUUCGAAUUGUUGUGAAUGGGAAGGAGUUGAGUGCAACGUCACUAGUGAACGAGUAAUAGGUCUCGAUCUUGGUUUCAAACGUCAAUGGGAUAACCGUGAAUGGAUAUCAGAUCCAUAUGGGUAUCUCAAUGUCUCUUUAUUUCUUCCAUUUGAGGAAUUGAAGAGCCUUGAUUUGAGUGGAAAUGAAAUUGCAGAUCUUGUAGAUAACCAAGUAUCUGUUUCAUCUGCUUUCAACAAGUUAGAAACUCUUGUAUUAACUCAGAAUUACUUCAAUGAUAGUAUCUUAUCAAAAUUGAAGAGUUUGACAAACUUGAAGACGUUAGAGUUAAACUUCAAUAGCAUCAAAAGCCUCCGACAGUUUCAAGGUGAGAAAGCGCAACCGAUGAUAAAUUUGGAAGUGCUUAAUUUGGAUUAUAAUUCCUUGAACAACAAUGAUUUGGCAUAUCUCAAGGGGUUAUCAAGUUUAAGGUCCUUGAGUAUUGGGGGAAACCAAUUGGAAGGGUCAGUAGGUAUUACAGUAUUGAAUAAUAUGACAAAGCUAAAGAAGUUGGACUUGAGUGCCAAUAAAAUUGAGAACCUCCAAUCUCCCUAUGAUGGUGAGAGGCCACUUAAUUUGACCAAUUUAGAAGAGUUUAAUUUGGAUCAGAACUCCUUCACGAACAACUUAUUGACACAGCUUAGUGGGUUUUCCAAUCUAAAGUCAUUGAGUAUACAGAAUAAUCAGCUUAAAGGAUCAAUAAAUAUUAAAGAAUUAUUAGACACUUUAAGCAACUUAGAGGAGCUAGACAUGGGUGGAAAUGAGCUGAAGGAAUUUGUGCCCAUAAAGAAUAAAGAAAAUGAAAGUUUAGGAAAGCUAAAGGUUGCUAACCUAAACGGGGUGUUCAACAAUGGAACUGCUUCUCUAAUACAACUCCUGGAGACAUUCUCAUCUGUUAAUACCAUAUAUUUGAGAGGCAAUUACUUUAAUGACACCUUUUCUACUCAAGAUGAAUUGCAAGUGUCGAGCAAAAUUGAGGAAUUAGUACUAGAUCGAUCAUCUCUCAACAACGACAUUCUUCAAAGCAUUGGUGCAUUGGCUUCUCUUAAAAUUUUAUCUUUGAGUGGUUGUGGGCUGUCUGGGACAUUACCUACCCAAGGAUGGUGUGAUUUACGGAAAUUUGAGGUGUUGGAUCUUAGUGAAAAUGCUCUUAAAGGAACCCUCCCUUCAUGUUUGGCUAACUUGUCAUCACUUCAUUAUUUGGAUAUUUCCGGUAAUCAAUUCGUCGGGAAAGGUGUCUCCAUUGGCUUAGCCAAUCUCACUUUGCUUAGAUUCAUUUCUCUUUCACGAAACCUAUUCGAAGUUCCUUCCAUUUUCAUAUCAUUUGCCAACCAUUCACACCUCAAAGUACUCUCCAGCAAUCAAAACAAGUUAGUGGAAGAGCCUACCAUUCCAAAAUGGGUCCCAAAGUUCCAACUAAAAGCCUUCCGUUUGUCAAAUUGCACAACAAAGGAACUCCAAACUGAAAUUCCGAAAUUCCUCUAUUACCAAAAUAACCUGAGUAUUAUUGAUCUUUCAUAUAAUAAUUUUGGAGGGAAGGUUCCUUUUUGGUUGUUAGAGAACAAUACAAGAAUGGAAGCAUUUUUAAUGAAGGGUAACUCUUUUAUGGGUCAUCUCAAUCUUCCAUCUCAUCCGAAUCCAAACAUAUCCUUUGUUGAUAUAUCUGACAACAAAAUACAAGGUCCAAUUCCAGCAAACAUUUGUUCAAUCUUUCCACAACUAAAUGGGUUAAACCUAGCAGGCAAUUCCCUUCAAGGUAAUAUUCCUCCUUGUCUGGGUAGUUUGACCACUUGGAAUUUAUUAUUAGAUCUGUCACAUAAUCAGCUAUCUGGAGGAAUACCAGAAAUGUUAGCUCAAAGUGACUCGUUGAGGUUUCUUAGGCUAUCAAAUAAUCAUCUAAGUGGAAAGAUAACCCCGACAAUCUUUUGCUCAACUUCAUUACGAUUGCUAUAUUUAGAUGGCAAUAACUUUGAUGGAAAUAUACCUAGCAUUGAUAUCUCAACUUUCCUUUCAUAUUCCCUUGUUGAUAUGGAUUUAAGUAACAACAAUUUGUCCGGAGAGCUCCCAAGAUGGAUAUGGAAUGUGUCAAAUUUAAAUGCAUUGGCAGUAUCCAACAAUCAGCUCAAGGGUCUCAUUCCGAUGGAAUUGUGCUAUUUGGAUUCCCUUAGAAUUUUGGACCUUUCAGAAAAUAAUUUUUCUGGCCCAAUACCAUCUUGCUUCGGCCCACAAUCUAUCAUACAUCUCCAUUUGAGCAAAAAUAGAUUAAGUGGCACCUUGACAAAUGCAUUCUUUAAUAGCUCUUCCUUGGUGACUUUAGAUCUUAGUGAAAAUCAGUUGAGUGGAGAAAUUCCAUACCAGAUUGGAACUCUUUCUGCUUUGAGUGUUCUCCUUCUAAAAGCCAAUUAUUUUAUUGGAGAAAUUCCCAUUGAGAUAUGUAAAUUGUAUUCUUUAAGUAUCAUUGAUCUUUCUCAAAACAAGCUUUUUGGUUUGAUACCUUCUUGUUUGAGUCGUUUAACUCUUGAUCCAAAUGGUGAAAAAUCUUUAACAAAGACCUAUUGGGAGGGCUCUGGAGGAAUCUUUGAGCGGGGUAAUUACUUUGGACUGACUGAAUUUGAAUUUUUCACUUUAAGAGGAGGCGAGUCAUUCGAUGUAGGUUUCGAAAUUGAGAAUCAAAUGGAAGAAAAGGUGGAUUAUACAACAAAAAGAGCAUCUUACACGUACAAGGGAAACAUUCUUGAAUACAUGUCGGGAAUUGAUUUUUCAUGCAAUAGAUUAACAGGUGAAAUCCCCAUAGAGAUUGGAAAUUUGAGUGAAAUUCGAUCACUAAACUUGUCACACAACAAUUUGACUGGACAUAUACCAUCAACAUUCUCAAAGCUUAAGCAAAUUGAGAGUCUAGACCUUUCUCACAACAACCUAAUUGGAAGAAUCCCUUCUCAAUUAACAGAGUUGUACACCUUAGCAGUCUUCAAUGUGUCACACAACAACUUGUCAGGGAGUAUUCCGUCUCCAAAAGCUCAAUUUGGAACCUUUGAUGAAAGCAGUUAUGUGGAGAAUCCUUUUCUCUGCGGGCCUCCCCUGCAUAAAAAUUGCAGCGACCUUGAUUCACCCCUGACAACAGCACCAAAUACCUCAAACAACGAAGAAGAAAGUGGUUUGAUGGACAAGUAUGUUUUUUGGGUGACCUUUUUUGUUUCUUAUGUAAUUGUGUUGCUGGUUAUUGUUCUCAUCCUGUAUAUAAAUCCUUAUUGGCGACUAGCAUGGUUUUCUUUUGUUGAACACUGCAUCAAGACUUGUCAGUACUUUCUUCUGCAAUUUUCCAUCUUCAAAAGGAGUGGGUAGCCUUCUACUUUGGUGGUUUACAUUUGUAUGUAAUUUUCAUCACUCUUUUUUUUUUUUCAAAGUUUGAUUGGAUUAUCUGCUUCUAAGUUUUUAGAGCUAGAAUGCAAUAUAUCUGUUAUGUAAAGCAAUAUAUAAAGUUAUGCAUUCUCAAUUAAAACAUUUAAUAUUGCUUUAUAA
Molecule: messenger RNA, 3770 nt
Organism: Gossypium raimondii (Peruvian cotton)
Lineage: Eukaryota; Viridiplantae; Streptophyta; Magnoliopsida; Malvales; Malvaceae
Product: receptor-like protein 15
Exons: 10
Coding region: 63-3593 (1176 amino acids)
Cellular component (GO): plasma membrane
Molecular function (GO): protein binding
Source: RefSeq, a predicted model, not a curated record